AUGGCUCAGCUCGAAUUUAGCAUCCCCUCCACCAUACCGGAGCCGUUCUCGCCCAACUAUCUCUUCGCGAAAGACGAGAUCCCCGAUUUCCUCGUACCAAAACGGGUACACAAUUUUGUCAACACAACAUCCGCGAACAGCCUCACGACUUCUCGACUUGAUAGCUAUGCCACUCUCACCAACUCCACAGAGGAGAGUGGUAGUGUCACCCUUGACUAUGGCGUCGCCGUGACAGGCAUCCCAGUGCUACAUAUCCACGGGCUUGGCACGCCUUCCAACAAGGCGUUGAUUGACUUCACGGUUUCCGAAGGUUACCCAGGGAUCACAAAGGGCGAAGGCGAUGGGCCAUACCCUUUCUCAGCCGGUGCCGAUACCUCCCGCCGUGUUCGCUUUCGAGUGAGCGGCCCGGGCUUCUACGAGGCCAAGUGUGUGCAAGGAAGCCAGCGCUGGCUCAAGGUCUCUCUCAUCACGAAGAGCCCAUGCUCCGUACGCAUCUCUCUGGUAGGCUUCGUGCCCACAACCUCGAAUAUUCCGGUUGAUAAGCUUCCGGGAUACUUUCAAUGCUCUGACGAGACUCUGUCAGAGCUCUGGGGAUAUGGAGCGAGGACGUUGCAGCUGAACUGCGUACCGGCUCGCUCUAUACCUUCCCCAUGGCAGGUAUCGGAAGACAUGGGUGUCUUGGUAAACUCUCAAAGAUGCAAUGCUUAUGGGUGGGGACAUUUGUGGACGGACUACAACUUGGAGUUUGAUGGCAUGAUCCUUGAGGGAGGUCUAGCGUGGAUGGUUCGCGUGUCUCCUGGCAUGCCGGGAAUGCUCUUCCAACUCAAUGUUGAAAAUGGCAAAGCAGUCAUUGAACAGUGGUUCGGCUACUACAAUAAGCCCCAAACAACUUUGAUUCCAAAGCUCAUUGCCUCAGUUGAGAUCCCUGAGCCCAAGAUAUCUGAAGGCGAAUGGUUGCGCAUUAGGACGAGUUGCAUCGGCGACGCCCCUGUGUCUAUCAGCAUCGACGACAGCCAAGUUGUAACUUUCAAGCAAGGUGGUCUGAAAGUCGAGGGCUUCGCAAGUCUUGCAGUUCCUCCCGAUCACCCCGAUUUCCCCUAUUUCCCCAAGGGCUCCGUUGCCAUCGGGGCAGGGCAAGAUCAACUUUGCCGCUUCAGAAACCUCAUGGUCCGAAAUCCUAACAAUGAAGUACUUUACCAAUCUGGGCUUAAUACACCGGCGGUUCUCGGUGACUUUGGCUUGAAAACAAAUCAGUUUCCAUUCGUCUUUGAUGGUGCCAAGCGGGAUCGAUACCCAUGGACAGCCGACAUCAUCGUGGGUGGACGAUCAGCUUACUACUCCACGGCGGGCUCAGAGUACAUACGAGGGAACAUUGCCGCUUCUAUGUUGAGGUUUAAGGGUGACGAAACAGGGCGACGGCUUCUUCCGGGAGGGGUGCCUCCUGGCCGAGACUUCACCAGAGAUCUGACUGACGGUUUCUUCAAUAUUGAGACAAUCAACUACUCUCUCUACCUGAUCCUUGUGAUCUACGACUACUGGCUGUACACCGGAGACGAUGAUUUGGUCAAGGUCUGCUGGGACAAGCUGAAAAGCUGCAUCGCCUAUGUUUCAGCACGAGUAAACAAGGACGGUCUUGUCUGCGCCGAAGGCUUCGACGCGGGAGACUACGGCAUCUCCGACAAAGCGGCAGCAGAAGCCUACGCAAUGUCGGCCAUAAGCAUGGUGGACGCAGUUCGGAAGCACUGCUUCAACGCAAACUCGGGGCACUACAAUAUCACAGACACUCGCACCGAAGGCUUCCAGCAAGAAAUGCACGCCUGGCUUAUUCCAAAACACAUAUGCAAAGAAGAGCAGAUGCCUAGCCUGCUCGACAAGUUCGGUUCCCUCGUCUUGCCCUCUACCAUCAAUGAGGCCCCUUUAUCCUUUAGCCCAGACACCCCCGGUCCACCGCCCGUCAUCUCACCCAUAAUGUCCGCCUUCCACAUUCAAGCUGCGCUUCAAGCAGGUCGACCAGCCGAAGGCGAGCGCGUACUUCGCAGCGUCUUUAGCCCCAUGGCAGACAAAUCAAGCGAACACUUCACCGGCACUACCUGGGAGUUUCUCAACCCCGACGGCACGCCUUUCAAAGGCAACUUUUGUUCAUACGCGCAGCUCUUUGGCGCCGGGCCGACCUCGAUACUGUCGCAGUACGCCCUGGGCGUCGAGCCUCUCGCGCCUGGGUUCAAGGAGUUUAAGAUCUGGCCGAGGUUUGAUGUGAAUGGGCUGAAAUGGGCGCAAGGAAGAGUACCGACGCCUGUUGGGGAUGGAAUCGUUGUGAAGUGGCAAGUGUUUAAGGCUGGGUGGUUGCUGGAGGCCUGGGCGCCGCUUGGUCUUGAGGGCAAAGUGAGAAUUCCCAGUCAGGUCUGGGAGAGGAAACAGAGUAUUUCUGUUGACGGCAAACAGGCAGGGGUCGAACUUGAGGUGCCUUUCACGAAGCACAUCAAGAUUGCUGUCACAUUUAGAUAA
Molecule: messenger RNA, 2505 nt
Organism: Colletotrichum aenigma
Lineage: Eukaryota; Fungi; Ascomycota; Sordariomycetes; Glomerellales; Glomerellaceae
Exons: 3
Coding region: 1-2505 (834 amino acids)
Biological process (GO): carbohydrate metabolic process
Source: RefSeq, a predicted model, not a curated record